CUAUACGUAAUAAUUAUUUAGGUAUAUAUUAUCAUAUACACUUUUAAUAUCUUAUUUAUUAUAUAGUAUUAUUAACGAACCGUAUUUUCGGAGCACCCGUUUUCCGUUUCUCCAACGGGACGUCGAAAAGGUUCCCAAAAUAUUUUUUAGUCAAUCGUUUUGUACUUAUCGUUUUUUCUGAUCUCUACUGCAUUCAUAGUCCAUAGCUGUUAUAUAGUUCUAAAAUAUGUCCUGUUGCUCGGUCUGAACAUUAGUUCGAAUCAUUAUUUACAAGUUCUGCCAAUCAUAGGAUAACUAUCAUAAUGGGACCAAAGCCUGAGGACAUCUUAAAUGGAUUCCAAGUCAAUUGGAUGAAUUUAAGAGACGCCGAUACGGGAGUUGUAUUAUGGCAAGGCACCGAGGAUCUAUCAUUACCCGACAAGGAACACGAAGCUAAAGUACCAAAAAAGAUAUUGAAGUGUAGAGCUGUAUCCAGGGAGAUCAAUUUUUCAUCUGUAGAACCUAUGGAAAAACUAAGGUUACAACAAAAAGUACUGUUUAAGGGUCGUUGUCUUGAAGAAUGGUAUUUUGAAUUUGGUUUUGUUAUUCCUAACUCAACUAACACUUGGCAGUCGCUUAUUGAAGCAGCACCAGAAUCACAAAUGAUGCCUGCAAAUGUUCUAAAUGGUAAUAUUGUGAUAGAAACAAAUUUCUAUGAUGAUGAUCUGCUGAUAUCAUCAUCAAAAGUUCGGCUAUAUUAUGUUUAAUUACCAAGACAUUCUAUUUUGUGCACUAUUCAAAAAUAUUUAGAUAGAAAAUUUUUUGCUUGGUACAUAUAUAGCCAAGGUCUAAGAACACGGAGAACAAGUCCUCACUGCUGUGAUUGUUUAGUAUUUUAAUUUGAUUACUUGUAUAUGUGAUUAAAUGUUUUUCUUUAUUGUAAUUAGUGUUUAACUUAUUAUAUAACUAUUCUAAAUGUAAAACCAUAUAAUAUUUAUAUUCAAUUUAUAUUUUAAGUAAUUAGAAUGUCAUACAUAAUGAAACUAUUUACACACAUAUUGAUCUUGCUUAAGCAUAUUAGUAUGAAAUUCAAUUUCUACAAACAAAUUACUUUUAAGUUUAACACCUAAUCUGGACAUAUAGUUUCAGUUGUUAGAUAAUUGUCGAAUUAUUAAUAUAAUWGCCACUUGCAAGACUACCAGAGCUGUUCAUUUUAUGUAAACUGUAUUGUCUAGCACAUAUUAUUAUAAUUAUGUACUUAAUACAAUUAA
This is a messenger RNA of Diuraphis noxia (Russian wheat aphid), 1250 nucleotides long. It is a transcript of the gene PrBP, whose product is annotated as Prenyl-binding protein. Lineage: Eukaryota; Metazoa; Arthropoda; Insecta; Hemiptera; Aphididae. The record is from RefSeq and is a predicted model, not a curated record. Gene Ontology annotation, biological process: sensory perception of light stimulus. Gene Ontology annotation, cellular component: cytoplasm.